AUGUUGCGGGUUGUGGUAGAAUCUGCUAAAGGUAUACCAAAAACUAAACUUGGAAGUACUCCGGAUCCCGUAACAUCUAUUAUUUUUAAAGGUAAGCAAGUGCACUUACUUUUUAUGUCCCAGAGAUUAUCUUUCUGUAUCUUGAUCCACAACUCUUAUGGGCUACUCCAUCUCAUUACAAAUAGGAAUGUCAUAACGUUUUCUUUUUUUGCAUUAAUUGAGAAAGAACAAAGGUUGUGAGAUGCAGAAUGAUAAUAGUGUAACCUAUCGAUUGGUUAAAUCAGGAUGUACUCCUUUAUAGUAGGCAAAAACUUUUCAUUGGACCUAAACUGAUGAAUGUAUCAAUUCAAUAUUACCUGAGUUAUAUUGACUGCAUUGGCAUUAUUUUACCCAGUAAAAGUUGCUAAGAAUUUAAUACUUUCGUAGCAACUGUAAAAUGUGACUGAAAUAAGUGAAACAAAAAAAACUUUAUUUUCAGAUGAAAAGAAGAAAACCAAAUCAGUUGACAGUGAAGUAAACCCAGUUUGGAAUGAAGUAAGUACUUUCUGUUCAAACAGAGUAUUUGUCUUUGGGAAAGUUGUAUUGCCAAAGCAAGACUAGAUAUGCUCAAAAUAGCUACAACCCUGAUAGUACUAAUGUAGGCUUCUGUAUAAUAUUGUCAUUGCCUGCUCUCUAAUAGGCGUAAUAAUAUCAUUUGUGUGUACCUCAAACACCUUGGCAGUGGCAGUGCCCCUGAUUGAUAAGUAAUAAAUGUCAUGUUUGAUUACAGGUCCUUGAGUUUGAUUUGAAGGGCUCUGCGCUUGAUUCCUCAUCUUACAUUGAUGUGAUUGUGAAAGACUAUGAAACUAUUGGAAAAGAUAAGUAAGUGGCGCACACAUACAACUCAUCCUCAACACACCAGGGGUGUAAUCAUUAGUCCAAACAUUCCGUUUUGCAACUAAAACAAGAGUUUCUAUUGGACAAAUUCAGGUAAGACCCUCACUGUUCCGUUUGCUUCCAUUUAAGAAAUGUUUUGCAACAGAAUAGGGGUAAUAAAUACGCCCCUGCACUAAUAGGGGGAUUUGGGAGAGGGAGAAACCCAGCUUGCUCCACCUCAAUAAAACAGAGCAGAGACAUCCUCUAAAUGAAGUUGCAGAGAGCUACCUAGUCUGCAAUGUGAUUACAAGUGGUGGUAGGACGUCUACAGGACUUCUACGACUACUACAAGAUCUCUUAAUCAGUUCAAUAUUACUGAAGGUAUACUGUAGAUUAAACCAACCUCCUGCAAAUUAACCCCCAAAGGGAAAGGGUCAACUGCAGUCUCGAAACAGUUCGACAGAGCUACAUAAUGACAGAAACAGAUCAGGGCUUGUAGCAUGGCAUACGAUUCAAUUCCCAAUAUCUACUGAGAGUACUACAAUGCAUUCUAGGGAUAAUGUUCAUGGAAAAGUAAGUUAGCGUAGCCACUCUUUCAGGAGACCUCAUUGUUGGCGCAACAUGUAGCUCCCACAUCCUACUUGCCAUGCUCAGACUUCCAUGCAGUGAGUGGGAGAGGUGAUCCGUCUUAGGCAACAAUGAAUGAAUCCCUGUUUGUUCUGUUGGGAUGAGCUGUAUGGCACUUGCUGAUAGGGGAAGAUUGUAUUCAGUUAGGACGAAAAAGUCGGGAGAGUUCAGGCCACUAAGUAUAGACCAAAGUUAAAAUGUUGUGGUGUCUGUCUAGUAUUUUCCAUUCACAGAGGAAAAGACAGAGGAAAAGAAAUAUGGUAACAAUCUGGAGACAUAACUACAGAAAAAGUUUCCACGGUUUUGCCAAUUCAAAUCAUGAAAGCGUUGUAUGUUAUGAAGACAACACAUACAGAAUGUCUAUGUUUUAGUGAGAUUAAUUCAGUAAAAUGAUAAUGUCUGUGAAUCCUGUGUAUGUAACAUUUGAAAUCAGAUGUAUGAUUUUCCAGUUUUGUCAGUUAUAUGCAUGCGUCAGUGCAGGCCAUGUGAUGUGAGUAAAGCUUUCCAUUGAGUUAGCCUAAUCUGACACAUGUGGGGGCGUACAGGGACUCCUCUCUCACAUAGUUUUCCAGGGUCUGUUAUGGUACUUUGUAACCCUAGCAACUUGGGAGAGAAAAGUUUAAGCUUGUGAUUCUUGACUUAUUAGAUUUGGGCAGGAAUUCCUCAAAUGACCCAAAAAAACAACAUCCUCAGGUUUAUUAUCCUGCAUUCCAGAAGAUUAUCACUCUCCAGAGAAUUCAAGUUUCAGCCUCCUAGAUAGAAGUAGAAGUGAUCAGUCUGAACACUGCCUAGGAAAUGUAAUAUUCCCCAUGAGCAGAGUGACCAGUAAAGAUCAAUUGCAAAGUGUAAAAAUAUCAAUUACAUUAUUAACAAUAGCCACCUGGAUUUGUAAUAGUAUCCUGUCUGUAAAAACAUUCAUCAUGAUUGGAGGGUACAGGUGCAAAUCCUUGGAAGGGUUGUAACCAUUUGUUCAUACAUAGGUGAUGUAGUACAGCAAGUAAUAUCCUGGUAAGUUUUUCUCUCCAGAAUCCUGUCCUUUGUGGAUGGGUUUAACUGGGUGGGUUUGUUAACUCUGGGAGGAGGCCUCCCCUGUGCCUUUUAUCAUGGUGUCAUCACUUAGCACACAAAAGUGCCCACUCAUUCCCACAGAUCACAGUGAAAGCUAGCAAGUAAUAUAUGAGAAGAUGGCGUAAACUGAGGUUUUGUUUGAAACUGCUAGUGAGUCGGGUGAAGAUAAUAGCACAGAGAGUGAAAAUGAGUGGGUUACAGUGACGAAGAAGAAGUGAAUCAAGAAAAGGAAAGUUGUGGUGGAAACCCCUAGAUUCGUUUUUUUGUCAGAGUGAGGGUGUUGGAUCAAUGAUACCUGGGAAAUCCGUUUAACAUCUUGAGGAAAAUCUGGAAUGUGUUGGAGGAAAGUGUAGAGUUGGUGAGAGUCACAAGAAGUGGUCAAAAAUAUAUAGAUGUGGAAUAUCAAUGGGGUGAUUUCUGGGGUGGCGCAAGAAGUAAAGGCAGAUGAUAUAACUGAAGACAUUGAUGGAGUGGUUGGUGCACGUCGACUGAUCCGUAUGGUGGAUGGAGAAAAUAAAUUCACUUUCUCCAUACUACUGUUCUUUGAAGAGUCUCUCCCAUCUCAUAUACAGUUAGGAUUCAUGAGAUACCCUGCAAGAGCUUUUGUGCACAAGCCCCUUAAGUGUCAUAAAUGCAAAAUAUUUGGUAAUGUGUCAAGUGUGUGCAGAAAGGAAGAGUCGUAUGCAAGAUGAAGUGAAAUGCUGCAAUUGCGGAGGCGAACAUGCGUCCAAAUUCCUGGAGCGCCCUGUUAGGGUGAUGGAGACCGAGGUGGCAAGAGUAAGGGGUGUUCAGCGUGUCUCCUAUCUGGAGGUGGUGAGAAGAGUGGAAGGAACGAGUGGUAGUAGAGCCACCACCACCAGUGAAGGUUUCUCAUCAACCCAGGGAUCGUGAAAUGUUACAUGUUAAAAAGGUGGACUUUGUAUUAUUUAUUGCAAAGUUCAUAAACUGUACAUCACAAGUGGAGAAUCAUUCAGAGAAAAUUGGAAUCAUUGUGAAUGCAGCUUAACGUUUCUUGGGUCUUCGUGAUUUCACAGCCGAGGCCUUGCAAGAAAUCCUGUCGGUGAAUGUUCCGCCCUCACAGGCCCCUUAGCCUGUGUAGGGAUGUAUUUUGGAAUGGACUGUGAUUGAAUAAGUGGGAUGGGUUUUGUUUGUUGACGAGUCUAUUUUUGUAUUUUGUGUGAUGUCAUUUUUCCCCCUUUGCCACAAUGGAUUUUUAUUUUCUUGUUGAAUACCCCGUCCAGUUGGUGGCGGUAAUGCACCAUUAAAAUUGGAUGCCAAACGCCAUCGAAGAAGAACAGAUCACAGUGCUCAAGAACUCUACUGAUAAGGAUAUUGCUGCAGUAUUUUCAUUUCUUACAUGCACCUGUAUUGUUAAUCAAAGAUUGAACUAUACAUUAUUAAAAGUAAUUUCAACCCUCACCUUUGUAUAGUAUGAAAGCUGUAUUUGUUUUUACAGCUAGCCAAAUCUGAAGUUUGCCUUUGUUUUGUAGGUUUCUAGGCUCUGCAAAAAUCUCACUGAAAGACCUUGCAACUGGUCAAGUCAAAUCCUCUCCAUAUAAAGAUGUGGCUCUUGUCAAUGAAAAGGGGCAGGCUAUUGGGGUAAGUUUUUUUUACUGAGGGGAUUCUAUUAAACUGGCCCUGGGUGCACCGGUCUAUGGCCCGUCAUGUGACCGGGCGUAGCCGGUGAGGGAGGCGUGCCCUGCUCAAAUCGAACAGCAAUCUGCGCCGCUUGGUUAUGUUGUCAACAAGGCAGUUCAGAAACAUACAACAUCUCUUUUUCAUAAAAUAUGUUCUAAUUAGUUUCAAUUGGGAAGGCAGAUAGUGUUUUUAUCAAAAGCAAUCACUCAUUACUCCACGUGCUUAACCUAUGUCACUUUUGUUUUGAGCAGACUUCGCCGGCGGCCAGAACGGGGCAGCCAGCUCAUGCCCCGGAGGCAGCCCGGUUCCAAAACGAAUGCAAUCACUUUUCACCCGGUGCAAACUACGCCUACCCAAGCGCCUGGGCCAUAUUAAUACAAUCCCCUCACUAGUUAAUAAUGGAGAGUGCAGCUACUCACCAGCUACCAAGGAUAUGGGAAAAACAAUCAUGCAAUCAGCUAAAAUUGAAACACCUGUUUUCCCUGUGAUCCCUAUUAUCCAAUUGUAAUUCUACAGUUAAUAGCAUAACUACAAUAACCACAUGAGCAUAACAAAUCUUGUGCAAUUUUCCAUUCUGUAUUUUGAUAUCAGCAUGUUUUGAUGAGAUGAUUGAUAUUGAUUCCACCAAUUAUUCACCUUCCAGGCCACGGUGAGCCUUUUGAUUCGCUAUGACCCUCCAGCCAAUGCCGCUCCAAAGCCAAAUGACCCACAGGAAGGAGAUACAGCAGGGGAUUCUGGUACGUCAUGUGGUCUGUAGUGCCACAGUAGCGUUUGUCGUUGGGAUCAUGGAGGACUUUUGUUUGCUCAGCCCAGUGGACGAAUACUUUGAUUGCCAAAAAGACUUUGAUUGUAAAAAAGAGCUGUCUGGUAUGCUUGUCUUAAUCAUCAAAAUAAGAAAGAAACAUCAGGGAGCAAUUAGCAUUUUUGCUUUGUUUAGCUGUCAACCAUGAAGUCCCAUUGACAGUGGCAGGAUUAUGAAAGGCCUAUGAGUUUAUUUGGAUUCUUGUAUUAGCUGUUACUUCAGCAACAACUAAUCUUUGGGCAGUUGAAUGUACCUUUAUAUCUGGUGACUGGUUGAGGUUGUGCUGUGUGUGUCUGCAGUAGAAGGUGGAGGUGAAGAGAAGGAUGAGGACUUUAUUGAUGGAGGACAGAGUGGCUGUGCAGGGGGAGUCCCCUCCCCUGGUCAGCCUGGGAACCCUAACCAAAGACUGGUCAGGAGUACCAGGAAACGGAACCGUCCCCUGGCCAAUAAACCCCAGGACUUUCAGGUGAAUUCUCCCAAAGCGGUUCUAACAUUAUAUCUAAACACAAUUGUCAUACUGCUUAACAACCCUGUUCUCAUUCUCAUCUCUUACCUUCAGAUCCGUGUCAGGAUCAUAGAGGCGCGACAGCUCCCUGGGAAUAACAUCAAACCUGUUGUGAAGGUGAAUGUUUGUGGACAGACUCACAGAACAAGGAUAAAGAGGGGAAACAAUCCCUUCUUUGAUGAGGUAAAGGCAGGCAUAUUGAUUUAACUUGAGUAAGUCCAUGUGUGCUUAUCAAAUUGAGAAAUGACUGCAGGACGUUUGUCCUGAAGUUUUAUGUGGCUUUGCCUUUCUCAUUAAACCACCCAGAUUAAUUUCUCUUUACAGAUGUUCUUUUACAAUGUCAACAUGUUACCAUUAGACCUAUUUGAUCAAUAUAUCAGCAUUCGGGUAAGUUGAACUCGAUGUUAGUAAUUUGGCACUAACUGAUUAACAUUCAGAUACUAUGUAUUGAAUUUCAUUCUCGCUCUAAUAUACCGUACUCUCCUUCUGUAGGUAUACGACUCCUUCUGUCUGAGAGCUGACAGUCUCAUGGGGGAGUUCAAGGUACUCCUCCCUUUCCUUCCACCUCUUAUUAAAACAUUCAAGGAUUAAUGACAUGAAAGAGUCCAACUUUACAUUCCAUUACUCGAUUUAUGUAUUUUAUCAGUCUGAGGUAUUUCCCAUCUUUCUUUGCUUCCCACAGGUUGAUGUCGGCUUUAUCUAUGAUGGACCAGGUAGGUUUGUGGAGGUGACUCUCUGUAUUUGCAAACACUGUGUCUGAUUUACAUUUGCUCAAUAGACGGGUUGGUUGUUUAGCACGGACUUGGCUUAGACUGUUAACAUGUAAACUGUAUUUAGUCUCAAUGUUUACUAAAAACAUAAAUACAUUUGCAAUAUGAGCACUUGUCUCUCAAAUACAUCGUUACAGUUCUUGGUUAGCUAGCAAACGGAUUUGAGCCAUAUUAGUAUAGACAUGACAUCAGUCAAAACACCUCAAAACAAGACAUGGUAUCAAUAACAAGAUGAAACAAGCCACCUACGAUUCCCCACAUGGCAGCUUCUUGUCAUUGUUGCUAGCUAUCUGACUUUUCAGAAUCAUAAAAACGCACACCUUCCGGCCACAUUGAUGUGUGCGCAUAAUUUUCAUGAUGACAACUCGUCUAUGAAGGUAAAUGUUGUGCCUGUGUGUCUCUGUCUGUCUCACAGCUCACACCAUAAUGAGGAAGUGGCUCCUUCUGAAUGACCCUGAUGACUGCAGCUUGGGGGCCAGGGGAUACCUCAAAGUCAGCAUGUUCAUAGUUGGGACGGGAGACGAACCACCGGUACAGUAAUACGUUCAGUAAUACAGCCUUUAGUUUGGGUUUACCUCUCGCAGUUCCUCAGUGUUUCCCAUAUAUGCAUUGAUGCGCCGCUGCUAAAUCGUGGCCUCCACUGCAAUUAAAAAUAAAUAUAUAAUAUAGAUGUAUAUGCCCCAGGAAGACCCCAUACACCCCCCCCCCCCCCCCCCUAUCAGAUUUGCAUGAAAAUAACGUCUGUCCCUAUCAUAGCAAAGUGUGACACCAGUGUGUGUUUGUGGCUUCUGCAGGUAGAGAAGAGGGACGUUACUGAUGACCAGGAUGACAUAGAGAGUAACCUGCUGAUGCCAGCAGGGGUCACUCUGCGAUUGGUCACCCUGUCGCUCAAAGUGUUCCGGGCCGAGGACAUUCCCCAGAGUACGCCACUCCUAUAUCUAAUGUUGUAGCUAUCAUGUUCUGCUGCUGAUGUUGUGAUUGACUUGUUAUGCUUUAAGGUUCUUCAGCCUAACUUUUAAGUGCUUGCUCUCUAUGCUGAAGAUAGGUGUGCAUCUGCGCUAGCUAUUCAUUUAGAAAAGUGUCUAAAUCUGGAUCUCUUGAAACGAUGUAAGAUUCAGAUUGAUGUAUUUACUUGCCUCUCAAACUAACUUAACCAGUGUGUUUAUUUCAUAGUGGAUGAUACCUUUGCCCAGUCAGUGAAGAAUAUGUUUGGAGGGGAUGGGAACAGGAAGAAUCUAGUGGAUCCUUUUGUAGAGGCUCGUUUCGCUGGCAAAAAGGUAUUCACAUUCCUCUCCACACAACUCAAAUCAAGGGGAGGUUUUGUUUAUUAUGGUUGUGCAGUGAAGUUGAUAUGUGAAUGUUUGUUGUAGCUGUGCACCCAAGUCAUUGAGAAGAAUGCCAACCCAGAAUGGAACCAAAUGCUGAAUCUUCAGGUCAAGGUAAAAAAUUAAAAUAAACGCACUUGUGCACUGGAUUUCUGCUUUGGAAAAUUGUGAUUCAAAACGAUGAUCUUACAAAAAUCUUUCUGCAGUUCCCUUCAAUGUGUGAACAAAUCAAACUGACCAUCUUUGAUUGGUAAGUCAACAGUAGCUCCUCUGCUGAACACUAAUGGUGGACAUAUGUAUCCAUUUAAAUCAUUUCAUUUGAGCUCUGGCAGUUUUGUCCCACCUCACUGUUUUAUAACAGUAUUCAGAUGCAUACUUUCUAAGGUCCUCAGUUUUUACACAAAUAGGGCCAGUAAUUUUUCCUGGUCACAUGGGUCAAAAAUACCUCAGGAAAACCGUUAUGUACAUAGUGUAUAGUCAGCCCCCUUAGAGUGCCUCCCUAGUGCGCUCUCUGCUCCCUGCCUGUAUCCAGAGUGUGGUCAGUCAGUUAUUUGGCCUGGGAGGAACUCGGCAAUACUAUAAGUCACAUUUCAACAGCCACUCCCUGUUCCAGGCUGGGAUCCUGUUGGCAGGGAAACACCACUGUAACCUUAGUCUGUUGCUAGUGGGAAAUCAGGGCAAGUCAAAGGUUAGGAAAACAGUGUGUCUCCUAAAUGGGAUGAAAGUGAAGUUCACGUUGUUGGUAGAUCAUUUAAUGUUGUGAUAUUACACUUCUUAUGCAGGGAUCGCUUGACUCGGAAUGACUCAAUUGGCACCACGUACUUGAAUCUGGCCAAAAUAGCAUCCUCUGGUGGCGAAAUUGAAGGUAUGGUUCGAUUGAGGUCUAUUACACUACACCACACUAUUUCUCUCUUUCACUAUCUGUAGCUCAAGUAUAUGAUUUCUAUGCCAUUUUCAUUGUAGCUUCUAGUAUAAUGGUGUUGCCUAAUUACAAUAUGUCCACUCACUUUGGUUGUUAAAUGAAUAGAUCUACACUAUUCAUCUCUAUACUCCAUUGUCACUGUCUAAUAUACAGAACAUGCAUUUUAUUUUCCCUUGGUAUAGACGAACAUGCGGGAUAUGGGUUCUCUCCAUCACUUGAAGGUUCAAUAGAUUCAUAGAUGUGUGAUGAAUUAUUAAAGUAUCAUCCAGUGCAUAAAUCUCUUAUUUUGGCCCAGUACCACUAACAAGUCAUGUCAAGGAUACUGCAAUUUGCAGUACUGUAUACAUCACAUUAGUAAAUUCUUCAGAUUGUAGCCCAGCAUGACGUUUCAAAGAAUUUAGAAUGGAGUUAAAAGAAAUGAGAAUGGAUCCAAUUUGACACAGAAUUUGACCCCAGACAAUGAUUACUGCACUGGAGUUACUUUGCGAAUGUGUGACUGCCAUGAUUUGUGCCCGGUCCAUUCAUUUCUGUAGCCCUUUGAGUACAAUAGCAUGAUAUUUGAGUGACGUGAACACAUAUCAUUUCAAAGUUCUCCUUCCUUGGUACUCAAAAGGUUACAGCAAACCAUCUUUCUUCCCCUAACCUUCCCGUCUAACCCUUCAUAUUCAGUUAUGGAAUUUUGUGAUUUUAAUAUCAUUUGCAUGCUUUGUUUGUGCUGUCACAGAGUUGCCUGCUCUCCUUUUUUUUUUGCCAAAGAUGGAGAGCAAGCUCAUGUGUUGCAUUUGACCGCAUAUGACCCCUGUGAGUUUGCCCGGGCAGAUACCCUAACUGUAGUUUUUGUAGAUUUGCUACCGCUGUGUUAACCAUUCCCCAUCCAAGACAUCAGCUUCUGACAUGCAGAACUAACUCCACAGCUCUGUGCAGCUCAUCAUUUAGACACAUUAGUAAAAAAAAAAAAAGCUAUUUCCUCUACAGGGAAGACUGGGGAGUCUGAGGUGGGUUUCCUGCCAGCCUUUGGGCCUUGCUAUGUCAACCUGUAUGGGAGUCCCAGAGAGUUCACUGGGCUUCCUGACCCUUACGAAGAGCUCAACUAUGGCAAGGUAGGUCCUGCAAGGGAAAUUAAUACAUCUCUAAGCUUGGAGAUGUUGACAGUUCUCUACAUUUGGACUUUAUAAACUAAUGUUGACAUUCAAAUGAUCUAUACUUUUCUUUUUGACAGGGUGAAGGGGUGGCCUAUCGAGGAAGAAUCCUGGUUGAGCUCUCAACUAAACUGGAAGGCAAAGCUGACAAGACUGUGGAUGUGAUCCCUAGUGAUGACAUCUUGGUGGCCCAGGUACAUUUACAUUUUUGUCAUUUAGCAGACACUCUUAUCCAGAGCGACUUACAAAUUGGGACACUGUAACCUACCUCCCAUUGGCUCUUGAUCAAUUUUACCUUACACUUUUCUCCUGCAGGUAUGUCCUGUUUUGGUGUAUAUGGCCAAAUAAACAAAAUACAUGCUACAUCUUUGAAUAAUAGUUAUUUGAAAUGUAAAUCAAUGAAUAUUUUUUUCAUCUAAACCAAACAAGUUUUAUCUUCUGAUCAGAAAUACCAGCGUAGGAGGAAGUACUGUCUGUGUGCCGUGUUCCACAGUGCCAGCAUGCUCCAGGAGCCUGGCGAACCAAUCCAGUUUGAGGUCAGCAUCGGCAACUAUGGCAACAAACUGGACACCACCUGUAAACCGCUGGCCUCCACUACCCAGUACAGCUGUGCUGUGUUUGAUGGUAAAGGCCUAAGCCACCUUAGAAAUUAAACUCAUCUGGUUAUUGGUACCUCUACAAGAGUAUGGGAAUUGGACUAAUUAGUUUAUUUUAAACAGGUAACCACUACUAUUACCUGCCCUGGGCUGACACCAAGCCAGUGGUUGUCAUCACAUCAUUCUGGGAGGACAUCAGUCACCGUUUGGAUGCAGUCAACAUCAUUCUGUACAUAUCUGAACGCCUGGUAAGAUAAUGUGUUAAAUGUUGUUUUUUGCCAUGGCAGAUUUAUUCAUAGUAUGAAAAUGUAUGCACACUACUAUAAGUUGAUCUGGAUAAGCGCGUCUGCUAAAUGACUAAAAUGUAAAUAGUAUUCUAAUAUUUAUACACUUUAUUAAUAUUAUUCAAAGAAUGUAUGAAUACAAUGUAACAUUUUAGUCUAUUGCUCCUUUCCUUUCAGCAAUCUAACAUCACUGCAAUGAAGACGGCCAUCUUGGCUAAAGCCUCUGACAACCGUCUGGCAGAGAUCUGGCUGAGGCUGGUCAGUCAGGUGAUCGAUGAUCUCGACAGGUAAAUGCUUCCUUGUUUAAUGGAUUUAGUUAGUAAACACUGGCAUAAUCUGUUUCAAAGAAUAACACCAUGCUGAUCUAGCUCAAAGACAGCAAUGAUAACUCUUAACCCAGUAUUUGUAUCUAACCCAAUCCCCAUCAUACCAGUUUCAAAGUUCCAGACCUGGAGGGCCAAUCCAACCUGACUGCCCUGGACAUCCAGAUCAAGAAGUUGCGUGACAGCGCCCUGCAGACCAUCAUGGAGGGGGCCAAGCGCAUGAGAGACGAGGCCACUGAGAUCAAGGACACCCUGGGGGACAUCGAGGGCUGGCUGGACAAACUGAAGCAGCUCGCUGAGGAGGUAGGUCAGAGGUCAAGCUGUUUGUCUGGGCAUGAUAUAUACUUUUGGUAAACUGCUAUCAAUAAUCAGAGAUUAUAAUGGCCGAAAAUUGUGGCUAUAGCCUCUUUUCACUUAAGUAUUUUCCAUGUACAAUGCCCUCUAAAUUACCUUUUGAAGGUAGUGAUACAGUUAUGUAGGGUUGUAUUAAAACUGGGGAUGUACAGUAAUUGACAUUGUGUGUACAUGUGUCCCUCCAGCCCCAGAACAGCAUGCCUGACGUGAUCAUCUGGAUGCUGAGGGGGGAGAAGAGAGUGGCGUACAGCCGCAUCCCAGCCCACCAGCUCCUCUACUCCACCUACAGCGAACAGGCCUGUGGACAGUUCUGCGGCAGGACCAGGACUAUCCUCAUGCAGUACCCAAUGGAUAAAAACAAGGGUCUGAAGGUUCCAGUCCAGAUCAGAGUCAACAUGUGGCUGGGCCUGUCUGCACACGAGAAGAAGUUCAACACUUUCUCUGAGGGGACAUUCAGUGUGUUUGCUGAAUUGGUAUGGUUCUAUGAAAAUGACUCACUUUUGAUUGUUGAACUUAAUAGAAAUGGAGAAGAGUGUUGUAUAAAGUGUUUUUCCCCUUUGGCAGUAUGAGAAUCAGGCCUGCAUGCUGGGAAAGUGGGGAACUACGGGUCUGGGUUUACGCUACAAGUAUUCUGACAUGACUGGCAAACUGAAGCUGAAACGGGAGUACUUCAUGCCCCCGCGAGGCUGGGAGUGGGAGGGAGAAUGGUUCAUUGACCCAGAGAAGGGGUAAGACGCAUGUUUGUUUUUUUACAGUGGUGAAAUUUCAGGAAUCUGCCCUCUUUAUCACAAUCAAAGGAAAUCAGAGUCAUGUUCAUCAGACCGGGCACACCAUUGUGAAAUGUUUUGAAACAGACAAUACAAUAUUUUUUUCGUAUUGGACAAGUCUAGGUAGUCCCUCCCUGUUUCUGUCUCUUUUCUUCCCUUUGGUGCCUAAUGAACAUGCUGCCAGUUCUUUGGUUUGCAUUUUUCUUAUUACAUCAACCACCCGUUAGUGAGGCGUGUUGUUGUACCAGGUCUUUUUAAGUAGGUCUAGAUCUGUGUAAUAAUACAUUUUUCUGUGUUUAUGUACAAGUCUGUUGACAGAGGCAGAUGCGGGACACACUGAGUUCAUGGAUGAAGUCUUCCAGAACGAGACUCGCUUCCCUGGGGGAGAGUGGAAGCCUGCUGCCGAGCCCUACACUGACGUGGUUAGGGAACACGCGCGCACACACACACACACACAAACACACACCGGUGUUCAGGUUGCUGAGGUGUUGUUGGUUGUGUUUGCAGAAUGGGGAGAAGACCCAGAACCCAGGGGAGAUAGAGUGUCCUGCAGGCUGGAGCUGGGAGGCUGAGUGGACCGUGGAUGACAACAGGGCUGUGGACGAGAAAGGUCUGCUUUCACACUGAUCUCUACAACACUGCUUGACCUUGCAGUGGAGGACUUGACUUGAAAUUGGGAUUUCUAAUGUGUCUACUACUGUAGGAAUGACUUGUAGUAUUUUCAAGCAUUGUGAAUGAAUUUAUAAUGAGUUUAUCUGAAUGCAGGCUGGGAGUAUGGAAUCACCAUCCCUCCAGAUGACAAACCCAAGUCUUGGGUGCCAGCAGAGAAGAUGUACCACGUCCACCGACGGAGGAGAGUGAUCAGGCCCAGGAAGAGAACAUCAGCUGCUGGUACAACCACUGAGGUCAGUGCACUGUGCCAAUAGGAAACUGUUUGUCUUGAGAGAUCAUAAUCAAAUGUUGUGGGUGUCUAAUAUAUUUUUACCCCCCUUUUCAGAAGCGAGACCAAGGAGACCCGGAGGGCUGGGAGUUCUCCUCUCUGAUUGGCUGGAAGUUCCACAGGAAGGAGCGUUCCGCCGACACAAUCCGACGCAGACGCUGGAGGAGGAAGAUGGCCCCCGCCGACCGCCUAGGGGCAUCCGCUAUAUUCAAACUGGAGGGGGCGCUGGUGAGCAACUGGACAACUCUGGUCCUCAGGGGCUGCAGCUUCUGUUGGUUUUCUCUCCUCCCUGGCAUGAAGACAAUGUCUUGUCCAACAGUUGUCCAUCCCUGUUGAUUCAUUCUGAGGGAUUCUUGAUUGUCUUUGCAGGGGGUUGAUACAGAUGAGAAAAGGAAAGAUGAUAAGGUUGAUGCAUCCAAGCUCUUUGUUGCCAAUACUCCCACUGUUUCCUGUUCAUUUGACAGUGAGUGCUUUAGUUUUUACAUAGUUUGCAUGGAUUUCUCUCUGUCUGUGAUACUGGCCUUAACCUUGGUUUUCUUUCUGCAGGGUCACACGUCUACCACCUCCGCAUCUAUGUUUACCAGGCCAGGAACCUUGUUGCCAUGGACAAAGGCAGCUUCUCGGGUCUGCACAUCUCCUUGUCAAAAAUCAUCUUUUGAUUUGGUGAAAGUUGACACGUGAGAUAUUAUGAAAAUGUGGACGUAUUAUCUAACACACAACAUGUUUUUAUCUCAUCCUAGAUCCGUAUGCCCAGGUGUCCUUCCUGCACAUGAGUAAAACCACAGAGACCAUGAAGGCUACUCUGAACCCCACGUGGGACCAGACCCUGAUCUUCCAUGACAUGGAGAUCUACGGGGACCCCCAGAACAUUGGCCACUAUCCCCCUGAUGUGGUGCUGGAGUUCUAUGACAAUGACCAAGUGGUGGGUGUGAUCAAAGUCCCUUCAGUCACUCCGGUUAAGAGUUAUCAAUACAGUGCCCUAUUAACUGUGAUUGUCAUCCUGGCUGUAGUUGGUUAACAUGUUGCUCUCUGCCCCAGGGGAAACAUGAGCUGCUGGGUCGGAGCGUGUGUGUCCCCCUGGUGAAACUGAACCCAGGCAUGGACCAGACCCCAAAAUUGAUGUGGUCCCCCAUCACACACAAGGGUGAACAGGCUGGGGAGGUGCUGGUGGCUGCUGAGCUCAUCCUGAAGGAUAAGGUGCAGUACCAGAAGAGGAUGUGUAGCAGUAUUGGUUAGUGGGGUAGGCCUAUAGGAAAGAGGUAAUGUAUAUCGUGUAAACGCUCUUCCUCUCUGUCUCCAGGGUAUCGGGACGGACCUCCCUCUGGUCCCUCCCAAGAGGGCGGAGAAUCUGUACAUGGUGCCUCAGGGGAUACGGCCUGUGGUGCAACUCAUGGCCAUUGAGGUAAACUACAAUACUUCAGUAAUGUCAUAACAUCCCACAGAAAUGGCAAGUUUACCUGCAAUUUCCCACUUCCCACUGUAUGUAUUUUGUUACCCAGCGCGUGUGUGUGUGUGUGUUCCAGAUUCUGGCCUGGGGGUUGCGCAACAUGAAGACCUACCAGUUGGCCACUGUGUCCUCCCCUAGCCUGGUGGUGGAGUGUGGAGGAGAGAUGGUUCAGUCUGCUGUCAUCAAGAACAUGAAGAAGAGCCCCAACUUUCCUGGAUCCGUCCUCUUCCUCAAAGUGGUAAGAGCUGCUUGCUUGGGAUCUCACAGGCAUGUGUGUUUUUCUGUUGUAAAAUGUUGACAGUGCUAAUGGGCUACACAUGUAGGCAUCCUCUCAUUCCCUCACUCAGGGGUUGAUGUCAAAGUUGUUACAUCUUUAUCCUCAGCUCCUUCCCAAAGAGGAGAUGUACACCCCUCCCAUCGUGCUGAAGGUGAUCGACCACAGGCCAUUUGGCAGGAAGCCAGUGGUUGGACAGUGUACCAUAGACACUCUGGAGGAGUUCCGCUGUGACCCCUACAUCAUCCAAAAGUCAUCCAUGUCAUCCAAAGGUAACUAUUGUCUCUAUCUGACACACUUACUUAAGACCACCCUAUGGUGAGAUUGAAAUAAUUUCCCAACAAAUAUGAGAUAUACAUAAGAAAUUGUCUCUCCUUGUCUUUGUUAGUGGCUCUGAUGGCUGCUUCUCCUCGGGACAUCAGAAUUGACAUGGAAGACAGGAGGCCUCUACUUGAAGCUCAGGUAUACUCUGGCAUUUGAAUGGGAAAUCCCUCUCAAAUUCACCAUAUUUUGUUGGACAUUACACUCUCUUAUGAGAGUUUUUAAGAUCUAUUCUAUCUAAUAAAAUAGUCCAAAUUUCACGUUGAUACAUUGACUUGCAGUUUGUACGGUAUAUCAGCAGCAGUCAACAAAAUGGCCGCCACCUACUUCUCAUCUUGUAUGUAUGGUCAUCUAUAGUUUAACUCUAUAGGCUGGACAAUGACACUGCAGGGUUGAGGGUGCCUAUCUCAAAUCUCUCCUGUGAUCCAUGUUUAUAAUAAGAGAUGAAAUGAUAGCUGCGGGAAGGAGUGAGUAUGAGCAGUCAAAAUGUGUGAUUCAUCCAAAGAAGUAAAUGAAAUGAAAUAUAAUCUAAUCAAACUUUCAACCUGUUCUUAAAGUUUGAGUUUAAUUAAUUAGAAACAUCUCUGUAUUUCCCUAUUCAGAACAACAACAAAAAAAAGAAACCAUUAUUGAAACGAUUCUUUUGACUUUGCUUUCUCACAUCUUGCUUACUCAUUCCUAUAUUCCAAUGGAUAUUACUGAUCAGGAGAACAUCUUAAAUUGUGUAUUAUAAUUGUAAGCCUUUAAAAUGACAGAACUGCAAAUGUAUACCAGUUCUAUUGUAAUCAAUGAUCAACCUUCUAGACAAUCUUAGCUUAUGCAUUGACAGUGCAUUCAAUAAAUGCUCAAUCGUGACAUGGAUCACAAUUGGGGAUCAUUUCAUCGAAUUGUAUAAUCAUUGUAUCAAAUAAAUACGCUGUUUUCCUUCACUCCACAGCAGAUCUUAUAACAUCUACCAGAUUGAUCAUGCAUGUGACACAUAUUCACAUGAUUCAUGUGACACUGAUUCAAAGAUUCACUAGCUGGCAUUCUAAUUACUUAGUUUGUCUCUGAUAUUGACUUGACACCUUGUUUACUUAUGUUUCCUUUCAUCCCAUUCUCCUUUCUUAAAAGCAUGCAGAGAAGGUAAGAUAUGUAAACUUUAUGCACAGCUCUCUAUCACAAGAAUCACACUGAUGUACAGACUUGAAUUUGAUACUAUCUUCGCUAUUUCACAUUAGGAGAAGGAGACAGUUGAUUGGUGGAGUAAAUUCUACGCUUCCAUUGGAGAUCAGGAGAAGUGCCGUCCUUACCUUGAGAAAGGAUAUGACACUUUGAAGGUGAAGUCUUGACAUCUCACACAGAAUACACCUGGCCUGCAUACAUCUGAAGUAGCUGCACUGAUUAGUUGGAAUUUAGUUUUCUUCCUAGACUCAAAUAGAAUUUUUGAUAUAAUCUCUGUUUUCAGGUAUAUGAUAACGAACUGGAAGAUAUUCCUGAAUUCAAACAACUCACCGAUUUCUGCAGCACCUUCAAACUGCAAAGAGGCAAGAAUGAAGAUGGGGAUGAUGAUGAUCCAUCUGUUGUUGGAGAAUUCAAGGUGGAACAGCAGUUUAUCACCAUUGUUUCACAAAAUCCCUACACAUACUUGUCUCAUACACAUACAUAAAAUGCCACAUUGGCUCAGUUAUACAAAUAGAUGGAACGCAUCAGUCAUAAAUCAGGCUACUGCUGCGUUCUAGUGGUAGAGUUGAUGCAUUGCUACCUGUCAGUGAUGGCUGACUAUGUUUUCAGGGCUCUUUUAAGGUGUACCCUCUAUCAGACGACCCGGGUGUUGCUCUUCCUCCUCGCCAGUUCCGUGAGCUGCCUGAAAGCGGGCCUCAGGAGUGCCUGGUCAGGAUCUAUGUGGUCAGAGGCAUCGACCUGCAGCCCAAGGAUAACAAUGGCCAGGUGAGUCCUGAUGUGACUUUGGAAUUAUGAGGUUCUAUCUGCAAAAACAUGAUUCUUAGAUAAUUGGCUUUAAAGUUCUAAACCCUCAUUGGUUUGACUUUGAAUGGUGUGAGCAAUUUUCAUCUCAUAUUCCUUUUAACUUUACAACAUGAAUUGGGGUAUUUCGAAAGUAUUCAUACCCCUUGACUUAUUCCACAUUUUGUUGUUACAGCCUGAAUUCAAAAUGGAUACAAAAUUAUAAUAAUUCUCACCCAUCUACACACAAUACCCCUUAAUGACAAAGUGAAAACAUGUUUUUAGAAAUGCAAGUUUAUUGAAAAUGAAAUUCUGAAAUAUCUCAUUUGCAUAAGUAUUCACACCCCUGAGGAAAUACAUGUUAUAAUUCCCUUUGGCAGCGAUUACAGCUGUCAGUUUUUCUGGGUAAGUCUCUAAGAGCGUUCUCUUGGUAAGCAACUCGUGUAUAUUUGGCCUUGUGUUUUAGGUGAUUGUCCUGCUGAAAGGUGAAUUCAUCUCCCAGUGUCUGUUGGAAAGCAGACUGAACCAGGUUUUCCUCUAGGAUUUUGCAUGUGCGCUACUCUGCUUCUUUUUAUUUAAUAAAAAAACUCCCUAGUCCUUGUCGAUGACAAGCAUACCCAUAACAUGAUGCAACCACCACCAUGCUUGAAAAUAUGAAGAGUGGUACUCAGUGAGUGUUUUAUUGGAUUUGCUCCAAACAUAACGCUUUGUAUUCAAGACAUAAAGUUAAUUUAUUUGCCACAUUUAAAGUUUUACUUUAUUGCAAACAGGAUGCAUGUUCUGGAGAAGAAAAAAAAUUCUGUACAGGCUUCCUUCUUUUCAAAGUCAUUUUUGGUUGGUAUCUUGGAGUAACUACAAUGUUGUUGAUCCACCCUCAGUUUUCUCCUAUCACAGCCAUUAAAUUAUGUAACUGUUUUAAAGUCACCAUUGGCCUCAUUAUGAAAUCCCUGUGUGGUUUCCAUCCUCUCCGGCAACUGAGUUAGGAAGGACGUCUAUCUUUGUAUUGACUGGGUGUAUUGAUACACCAUCCAAAGUGUAAUUCAUAACUUCACCAUGCUCAAAGGGAUAUUAAAUGUCUGCUUUUUUUACCCAUCCACCAAUAGGUGCCCUUCUUUGCGAGGCAUUGGAAAACCUCCCUGGUCUUUGUGGUUAAAUCUGUAUUUGAAAUUCACUGCUCGACUGAGGGACCUUACAGAUAAUUGUGUGUGUGUACAGUACCAGUCAAAAGUUUGGACACACCUACUCAUUCAAGGGUUUUUCUUUAUUUUUACUAUUUUCUACAUUGUACAAUAGCAGUGAAGACAUCAAAACUAUGAAAUAACACAUAUGGAAUCAUCUAGUAACCAAAAAAAGUGUUAAAAAAAUCUAAAUAUAUUUUAUAUUUGAGUUUCUUCAAAGUAACCAUCUUUGCCUUGAUGACAGCUUUGCACACUCUUGGCAUUCUCUCAACCAGCUUCAUGAGGGAGUCACCUGGAAUGCAUUUCAAUUAACAGCUGUGCCUUCUUAAAAGUUUAUUUGUGGAAUUUAUUUCCUUAAUACGUUUGAGCCAAUCAGUUGUGUUGUGACAAGGUAGGGGUUGGUAUACAGAAGAUAGUCCAUAUUAUGGCAAGAACAGCUCAAAUAAGCAAAGAGAGAAACGACAGUCCAUCAUUAUUUUAAGACAUGAAGGUCAGUCAAUACGGACAGUUUCAAGAACUUUGAACGUUUCUUCAAGUGCAGUCGCAAAAACCAUCAAGCGCUAUGAUGAGACUGGCUCUCAUGAGGACCGCCACAGGAAUGGAAGACCCAUAGUUACCUCUGCUGCAGAGGACAAGUUCAUUAGAGUUACCAGCCUCAGAAAUUGCAGCCCAAAUAAAUGCUUCACAGAGUUCAAGUAACAGACACAUCUCAACAUCAACUGUUCAGAGGAGACUGUGUGAAUCAGGCCUUCAUGGUCGAAUUGCUGCAAAGAAACCACUACUAAAGGACACCAAUAAGAAGAAGAGACAUGCUUGGGCCAAGAAACACGAGCAAUGGACAUUAUACCAGUGGAAAUUUGUCCUUUGGUCUAGAGUCCAAAUUUGAGAUUUUUGGUUCCAACCGCCGUGUCUUUGUGAGACGCAGUGUAGGUGAAUGGAUGAUCUCCGCAUGUGUAGUACCCACCGUGAAGCAUGAAGGAGGAGGUGUUAUGGUGUGGGGGUGCUUUGCUGGUGACCCUAUCAGUGAUUUAUUUACAAUUCAAGGCACAAUUAACCAGCAUGGCUACCACAGCAUUCUGCAGCGAUAUGCCAUCCCAUCUGGUUUGGGCUUAGUGGGACUAUCAUUUGUUAUUCAACAGGACAAUGACCCAAAACACACCUCCCAGGCUGUGUAAGGGCUAUUUUACCAAGAAGGAGAGUGAUGGAGUGCUGCAUCAGAUGACCUGGCCUCCACAAUCACCCGACCUCAACCCAAUUGAGAUGGUUUGGGAUGAGUCGGACCGCAGAGUGAAGGAAAAGCAGUCAACAAGUGCUCAGCAUAUGUGGGAACUCCUUCAAGACUGUUGGAAAAGCAUUCCUCAUGAAGCUGGUUGAGAGAAUGCCAAGAGUGUGCAAAGCUGUCGUCAAGGCAAAGGGUGGCUACUUUGAAGAAUCUCAAAUAUAAAAUAUAUUUUGAUUUGUUUAACACUUUUUUUGGUUACUACAUGAUUCCAUAUGUGUUAUUUCAUAGUGUUGAUGUCUUCACUGCUAUUGUACAAUGUAGAAAAUAGUAAAAAAUAAAGAAAAACCCUUGAAUGAGUAGGUGUGUCCAAACUUUUUACUGGUACUGUAUAUGUGUAUAUAGUUAUUAUUGCACACAGUGAGUCCAUGCAACUUGUGACUUGUUAAUUAAGCAAGUAUUUACUCCUUAACUUAUUUAGGCUUGCCAUAACAAAGGGGUUGAAAACUUACUGACUCAAGACAUUUUAGCAUUUGUAAAAAAUGUCUAAAAGCAUACCAUUUUGACAUUAUGGGGUAUUGUGUGUAGGCCAGAGACACCAUUCAGGCAGUAACACAACAAAAUGUGGAAAAGGUCAAGGGAUGUGAAUACUUUCUGAUGGCACUGUAGGUCUUGAACAUUGUACAUCCAUAACUGUUUUUCCCAAAAUGCAGAUAUAAUCUUAGAAUUCUAAGCCCUCGCAUUGUCCAUUGCGUGUUGCUGCCCUCUUCAAUCUUACGCUUACUACCUUGAAUCUCUUUUAAUGUUGCAACAUGUUAACAUGUUUGUUUUCUCAAUUUGCCUUUCCUUUACAGUGUGAUCCUUAUAUAAAGAUUGCCCUGGGGAAGAAGUCAAUUGAGGACCGAGAUAACUACUUACCAAAUACCACCAACCCUGUGUUUGGAAGGUGAAAUCACACAUUCGUUUAAGUUUACUUACCCUCAAGAUCUUGUAAUGGAUAAUAUUGUACAUUACACUUAUACUACAUCUCCCUUUUUGCAGAAUGUUUGAGAUGACAUGUUUCCUGCCUCAAGACAAAGACCUGAAGAUCUCUGUGUAUGACUAUGAUCUGCUGAGUCGCGAUGAGAAAGUGGGAGAGACUGUGAUUGACCUGGAGAACCGUUUCUUGUCACGCUUCGGCUCCUACUGUGGCCUACCUCAGACAUACUGCAUGUGAGGAUACUUUUUCCUACUGUAAAUCUUAAUGUGAUAGUUCACUACAAAAAAGUAAGUUUUUCAGACCUCGAAUUUGGUGUGGAGUUGAGUGAUUGUCCCAUGCCAUCUGUUGUGUAGAUCCAGAUAUAUCAUAUUUAACAAAUUCAUAAGAACAAAUUCUUAUUUACAAUGAUGGCCUGGCAAAAGGCAAAGGUGUUCUGCCAGUCAUUAUGGAGGACUGAUUGGUUGUGUUGAUCUCCCUUUAUCAGCUCUGGAAUCAACCAAUGGCGCGACCAGCUGAAGCCCUCUCAGAUCCUUCAGAACCUGGCCCGCCUCAAAGGCGUCCCUCCACCCAGGACAGAAGACAACGGCAACACACUGUCAUUCAAUGGGAAACAGUACACCCUGGCUCAAUUUGGUAAUUCAUAACCAGGUUUUUUAUGGCAUUUUCAAAACAUUUAACAUUCAUUUUAGGGACCUGAGGACAAGAUUAUGUUUUGUGUGACAUGAAUAGUGCCUUUUUAUGUGACAUGAGGCAACUUUUACCAUCUACAUUUAGAGGCCAACAACAAGAUCCACCAGCACUUGGGCCCUGCCAACGAACGGCUCCCUCUGCAUGUGCUCAGAACUCAGGGACUGGUGCCAGAGCAUGUGGAGACCAGGACACUGUUCAGCAGCUUCCAGCCCCAACUCUCUCAGGUCACUGGUCAUGUUGUCUUCCUCUUUAUCUUCAAUAUUUCUACCUUCCUAUGCUUCCAUGUAUCUGAGAUGAACUGUAUUUUUACUCACUGUGUAGGGACGCCUUCAAAUGUGGGUGGAUGUUUUCCCCAAAAGCAUGGGCCUUCCCGGACCACCCUUUGACAUUGCACCACGCAAGGCCAAAAAGUAAGGAGAAUCGUUUCUCAAUUUGGUAUUUGAAAAUAAUCUUGUCUAUAACCGUCUAUUAAUUAAUACCAUGUAUCCAUUUAGGUAUUUCCUUCGAGCUGUUGUUUGGAACACCGCUGAUGUCAUUCUGGAUGAAACCAGCAUCACUGGGGAGCACAUGAGUGAUGUCUAUGUCAAAGGGUAUCAAUCAAUCAAUCAAAUCUAGACUAACAGUGAAAUACUUACUGACCAAAAAUGCAGAGAGAGAAAUUAUAGAAAAAUAAUAACACAAUAAAUGCACAAUGAGUAACGAUACCUUGGCUAUAUACCCGGGGUACCAGUACAGAGUCGAUGUGCAGGGGUACGAGGUAAUUGAGGUGACUUGGGUGGCUGAACGCGGACAAUUUCUAGGCCCUUCCUCUGACACCACCUGGUAUAGAGGUCCUGGAUGGCAGGGAGCUCGGCCCCAGUGAUGUACUGGGCCGUACACACUACCCUCUGUAGUGCCUUGCGGUCGAAUGCCAAGCAGUUGCCAUACCAAGCUGUGAUGCAGCCUGUCAAGAUACUCUCAAUAAUGCAGCUGUAUAACUUUUUGAGGAUCUGAGGGUCCAUGCCAAAUCUUUUCAGCCUCCUGAAGGGGAAGAGGCGUUGUCGUGCCUUCUUCACAACUGUGUUGGUGAGUGUGGACCAUGUUAAUUCCUUAGUGAUGUGGACACCGAGGAACUUGAAGCUCUCGACCCACUCCACUACAGCCCUGUCGAUGUGAAUAGGGGGGUGUGCUCGGGCCUCAGUUUCCUGUAGUCCUCGAUCAGCUCCUUUUGUAUUGCUCACGUUGAGGGAAAGGUUGUUGUCCUGGCACCACAAUGCCAGGUCACUGAUCUCCUCCCUAUAGGCUGGCUCAUCGUCAUUGGUGAUCAGGCCAACACGGUCGUGUCGUCAGCAAACCUAAUGAUGGUGUUUGAGUCGUGCGCUGCCACGCAGUCGUGGGUGAACAGGGAGUACAGGAGGGGACUAAGCACGCACCCCUGAGGGGGGCCCCCGUGUUGAGGGUCAACGUGGCAGAUGUGUUGUUGCCUACUCUCACCACCUGGGGGAGGUCCGUCAGGAAGUCCAGGAUCUAGUUGCAGAGGGAGAUGUUCAGUCCCAGGGUCCUGAGCUUAGUGAUGAGCUUGGAGGGCACUGUGGUGUUGAAUGCUGAGCUGUAGUAAAUGAACAGCAUUCUCACAUAGGUGUAUCCAGAUGGGAGAGGGCAGUGUGGAGUGCAAUAGAGAUUGCGUCAUCUGUGGAUCUGUUGGGGCAGUAUGCGAAUUGGAGUGGGUCCAGGGUUUCUGGGAUGAUGUUGUUGAUGUGAGCCAUGACCAGCCUUUCAAAGCAUGUCAUGGCUACAGAUGUGAGUGCUUCGGGGCGAUAGUCAUUUAGACCAGUUACCUUGACGUUCUUGGGCACAGGGACCAUGGUGGUCUGCUUGUAACAUGUAGGUAUUACAGACUGGGUCAGGGAGAGGUUGGAAAUGUCAGUGAAGACACUUGCCAGCUGGUCAGUAUGCAUCCUGGUAAUCCGUCUUGCCCCGUGGCCUUGUGAAUGUUAAGCUGUUUAAAGGUCUUACUCACAUCGGCUACGAAGUGCGAGAUCACACAGUCGUCCAGAACAACUGGUGCUCUCAUGCAUGGUUCAGUGUUGCUUGCCUCGAAGUGAGCAUAGAAGGCAUUUAGCUUGUUUGUUAGGCAUGCGUCACUGGGCAGCUCGCGGCUGGGUUUCCCUUUGUAAUCUGUGAUAGUUUUCGAGCCCUGCCACAUCUGACCAGUGUCAGAGCCAGAGUAGUAGGAUUCGAUCUUAGUCCUGUAUUGACGCUUUGCCUGUUUGAUGGCUCGUCGGAGUUCGUAGCUGGAUUUCUUAUAAGUGUCCGGAUUAGUGUCCCGCUCCUUGAAAGCGGCAGCUGUAGCCUUCAGCUCAGUGCGGAUGUUGCCUGUAACCAAUGUUUUCUGGUUGGGAAAUAUACGCACGGUCACGGUAGGUAUGAUGUCAUCGAUGCACUUAUUAAUGAAGCCAGUGACUGUGGUAAACUUCUCAAUAUUAUCGGAUGAAUUCCGGAACAUAUUUCAGUCUGUGCUAGCGAAACAGUGCUGUAGUUUAGCAUCUGCUUCAUCGGACCACUUCCAUAUUGAGCACGUCACUGGUACGGCCUGUUUUGAGUUUUUGCUUGUAAGCAGGAAUCAGGAGGAUAGAGUUCAGUGUUGAAUAAUGUUUUAAGAAAUGUUAUCUAUUGAAAAUAUAUUAGGAUCUAGCUAUUACCAUGGCAGCCAUACAUAUAACACACUUGUGGUUUGUUCAAACGCAUUACAAACUAUAUUAUUUAACCAGUCAGUUUGUCUUUCCAGCUGGAUGCCAGGUAUGGAGGAGGACAAGCAGAAGACUGAUGUCCACUACAGGUCUCUGGAUGGAGAUGGCAGCUUCAACUGGAGGUUCAUCUUCGGCUUUGAAUACCUGCCCGCUGAACAGCUAUGUCUGGUCUCCAAGAAGGUGUGUUGAGUCUUGACAAAAAUAUUACAAACGGAAUAGUGUAGUAAGAUGAAAUGGAGGAACAUUUCAUUGGCACCAAUUUUGCCCGUCUUGCUUAUUAUCUUAAACAGGAGCACUUCUGGAGUCUAGACAAAACAGAGUUCAGGAUACCCCCCAAGUUGAUUGUUCAAAUUUGGGAUAAUGACAAGUUCUCAUUGGAUGAUUACCUGGGUGAGACACCUCUCUAGCACUAUGAAUUAACGUACAAUACUUUCUUGAUGAUGUUGCUUCAGCUGAUCAAUUUCGCUGUUAACACAUAGUUCUGUGAUGUUGUUCUGGUCAAUAUACAGGCACAGUAGAGUUGGAUCUGUGUAACCUAAACGCUCCGGCCAAGACUCCAGAGAAGUGCAGUCUGGGUAUGAUGGAGGUGAUGUUGGAUGCAGGGCCACACAAAUCAGACGGGGCCAAAUCGCUGUUCGCUCAGCAGUCUGUCAGAGGCUGGUGGCCCUGUGUCACUGAACAGGAUGGGACGAAAGUCCUUGGUGUGAGUACAGCUAAGAGGUCAUCGAUUUUAACAAUUACAAAACUAAGGGACUAUAAAUCAACCUGGUUUGAUCUUUUACUAAACCAUGUUUAGUGUCUCUAAAGUAGAUUUACUACGUUGCAAAUCACAGAGGCAUAUGUGAAACAUUGUGUGGAAUAAAUCUGAAUUAACAUCUUAUGUGUAGGGGAAGGUCGAGAUGACUCUUGAAAUUGUGGCUGAGAAAGAGGUGGAUGAGAAGCCUGCUGGGAAGGGCAGGGAUGAACCCAACAUGAACCCAAAGCUUGACUUCCCUAAGUAAGAUUUAUACUGUUCUGUGUAUAUUCACCCUUUUAUAGGCCUAUCAGAAAUGUUAACCUCCAAUACUAUAUAUAACAUAUUAAACUCUGUUUCCUCCUCUCUUCCAACAUCAACAGCCGUCCGGACACAUCCUUCUUCUGGUUCACGAACCCCUGUAAGACCAUGAAGUUCAUUGUGUGGCGCAGAUUCAAGUGGAUGUUCAUUGGACUAAUCCUACUGAUUCUAGUGCUGCUCUUCAUCGGAAUCCUGUUGUACUCUUUACCGGUAAGAACAGGCAGGAGGGGAUGGAUGGUCAAUCAGAUUGUGUUAAAUAAAAUUCCCGUUAAGGAAAUAACAAACAUUUUGAUGUUAUUAAUGCUUGCCUAAUUGCUAUUUUCCUCUCAUUCCAGAACUACAUUUCAAUGAAAAUUGUGAAGCCAUUCAAUUGAAAACUCCAGAGGAGCAGAGACCAGUCUUCCAAUGUAUUUCCAACCAAAAAGAUAAUUACUAUUUUUAUGUAUUCUAAACUGUAUUUGUGUAAUAUUUCAAAUGUAUUAAAAAACACUUUGUCCACAGAAUGCACAAUUGGUAUAUUGUUCAAACCAACUUCUGCCAGAUGUUCUCUUUUCAGAAGUUAAUCAGAAUUCCUUGAACGUUAUGCACUUUCUCACUCUUUUUAAUGGAUGUUCUGUGCUUUGUAAUGAAUAUUUUUGUGAUUAUGUACACACUGACUGUUUAAAUCUGUUAUGUAUUGUUUGGAGAACACAAAUCUUACAAAAAUGUUUUGUUUAAAGGUCAUAAUAAAUUAUCAUCAGUACGCAAAUUGCAUUGUUGGUCUUUGGUAUAUUUUUUUAUUUUACUAUUCUUAGUUCAGGUGAAAACCCAUAUCAUUGGUAAGGAUCAUACAGUCAAUGGUAAGGAUAGGCCUACAGGUAGGGAUGCAGCAGGUUAGGUAUAGCCUCCUGUUGCCCUAACUCCAGCCAAGCUUUCAAUAAAACAGCAUGUUUAGAAUGUGGAUAGAGAGACUGGAAUGUCAAUUAAAAGGAAAUCCAUUGUUUUGUAAGGUUUUUAGUUCUUUAAUCUUGGGUUUCCAUCUAUAAAAUGUCAUCAAAUAAUAGUUAAUUAUUGCCACCCAAAACAAAAUCUUGCCAUUUUCCAAUAAACGGAACUACAGAUGAAUAGGGAAAAAUAAUCUUAGGCUCCACUACUACAGCAAAGCCAUACCACAGAAGUACUGUCUUUGGCCAUACCCUCUGUCAGUGGCAGAGGUCGCUGUGCUCUCUCUUAAUCUACAGUAUGUGUCUCAGAAACAUGAUUGGUGUGCCUUGACGCAAUUUGUUGUCCCUUGUUAUUAUUUUCGGUGAAUUAGAACUGCAAGCAAGGUGGACUUAUAUUUGUCUUACAGUAUCACCUUUGCAGUUUAGUUUAGGCUAGUAAUGAUUUGAUACAUGAUUAAAAAUUACGAAACAGCCUCAGUUUUUGAAGUCCAAUAAAGCGGCAGUACAAAGUGUACAGUGAGAGCACACUGUGAUCAAAUCUACACGUGAACAUAGACGGGAAGGACAACUCACAAAAUCAUAGGAUGUCACUGCAAUAACAUACUUUUAGGUAAAUUGAUUGUGAUGUGGUUUUACUGCAUUGAUGUAGUUAUGUUACAAACUAAAUGUUUCUUACUAGAACUCACGACGCUAUGAAUGUCUUUGCAGGCUCUGCUCCAUUGGAACCAGAGCAUGUGAGCGGAGUUGAGGCGGUUGGAAAUCUCGUACGCUCCAUUUCAUUUCCUACUGCUCUGCUAAAAACUGCUCAGGGCUCACAGGAAAAAAAUAACUGCUGCUCCAAAUUCGCUCCAUUCCUUAAAAUCACUAUUUAACCAACACCCAUCUAUUUUUGUGACUACCUGGACCUACCAAUUGGUUUUUAGGGUUUUUAAGUAUUGAAACCAAACCUUAUGGAUUUGAAUGAAAAGUAUUUGAAUACACAUGAAAAGGUGAAUGUAAGAAGUGGAAUGAUUUAUAUAGCAACAUAAACUUACUUGUAGUAUGCACUUCAUGGGAAUAUGUUUGUUCCUCUCAGAUGUAGAAGGAAUUCUGGAAAAGCUUGGAGAGGACAAGGAGAUGGUCAAAGAAUCCAUUCUCAUCAACUGCACUGAACAGAACAAAGCACAGUUCUCCUUUGAUGUUGAUAAGAGAAUGUCAAUACAUGUAAUAAAUUACUUAAUGGCAUCACAGUUCGUACAGUAAAUUCCCGUUUGGAAUAAUAAUCUCAUUCUCCACUUACAUUGUCCUCUGUGUCUCUUGGGUCAGAGGACAGGUUGACUGACGGUCUCUCUGUGUUAUUGUAGGGUCUAUAGAGCAGGCUGAUGUGGAGGAACCUUCAUAGACCUGAGGAAAACCUUCCUACUGAGAGGGCCUGAGGCAUCGCUUGUAGCCAUAGUGGGUAUUUGAGUCAAGUCGCUCCAAUCUAGUGUUGUACUGUAUUUCUAGUAUUGUACUGUACCGUGUGUGUCUCUCUGUGUGUUUGCUCUUAUACCUGGGUGUGUGUUUUGAUCGUUAGGGGCUUCUGCAGCUCCACUGGGCUGCCCACCCAUAGGAACCAGUCUGGCAGUCAGUGUGUGUGUCACAGCAGUGGGAUCGCUUAUUACCCCAUGUUCAAUGAGCUAUUUAAGAGCUCUCAUAACACAAUGGGAAAACGUCACACUUCCGCGUUGUCGUGCUGCUUGUUGCGACUUGGCUACCUUCCAAACUUUUUGUUAUUUACUUUUAAUAACUGUUUAAUCAAAACUCUGCAUUUAACACAUUUACCAACGUCUUAGUUUUUUUCCUCGCUCAACUUUUCUCAUUCAACUUUUUCACCCCGGAUGCUUUAGUACCUGGAUACCAACAACCGAGCCAGGCUACCAAACGCUCUCUAUAGAACUACUAAAGGAAAGUCCUUACUUCCAGUGUGUGAGUGUGACUCCAACUGUUGGCCAGUACAUGCUGUAAUUGUAUGUUUUGUAUCCCCCACGACCAGUGGCGGCUCCUGAAAAAAUUCUCAGGGGGGGCAAUGUUUCUGAUGAUUUAGGUGACCUACACACAUUUAAAAAAAGAUAUGUCCAGCAACAACAUGAAGACAGGGGCAGCAUAUAAGUCAAUACCAGAAGCAUUUAUUGACUGAUCUCAAAAGUGUUGGCUUACAAAAGCAAAAUAAGUUAUCACAGUAAAAAUAAUCAAGGGUGUUCUUUCACAUUCCUCAACACUGCAUAAACAAUAUGCAUUUCCAUAAAACACCUCAUCUAAUUGUGCCACAAAGUUGACAAGUCCAAGAAAAAUACCAGGGUUGGUGGAGCCCUCAGUUUCAUCUUUGCCUCGCAAAGCUAACUCAAACACUCCGCAAAACUUCACACACUGGAUUAGCCGGCUGAGGAUGUGGCGGUUCUUGCUAACCUCAUCGUUGUGGCGGCGGACAGCUAGCCUGUAUCCCUCAUCCAGUUGAGUGGCAAUGUUCACUCUCCCCAAAGCAGACAAUCUCAAACAGCUAUCCAUGUGGGUCUUUGACAGCUCAUGUUUCUUAAUCUUUUCUGAAAGAUGGUGCAGAUCCGUUACACCAGUCGCUGUCCAAGCGGUGCUGUCUGCCGUGCCGCCUUCAGGGUGAAAGAGUAAGCAGGGGUAGCAGAAGACUGCAUUAGCUACAUCGCAGCCUGCUAGCCAGGUUUUUCAUUCGUACCAAUUUUUGGAAAAUCCUCGGGUGUAGGACUUUCCCCCUUUAGUAGAAACCUGUUUAAUUAUUAAAUUUGGUCUGGGAGGUCCUAAUUGUUUCGUUGCCAAUUUAUCUUGAUUUGUUCGCCGACAAAAAGGAACUUCUUUCAAAGAGACAAUCGAGUUGCACUGAACGCUAGCCAUCUUGACAGUAGUACGUGAAUUGAUUGACGCUGCUACCCGCUCUUUUCUUAGUUACGUUCAUGGUUAUGUUACGUAUGACGAAAGCGCGUAAGUGCAAGCCCUCCCGGAACCCAUAGAGAUUGUAUUGAAAGCUCUGAUAUUUGAAAAAAAAAGAUUUUACAUGAGAGUCUAUGAGAGACUUCUGGGGCGAUUUUCAACCUGACUGAAAUCGCCCCAAAAGGGGCGGGGCCAUUUGAAGCAUGACUUUAGCCUGAUUGGACAUUUAGUGGCAGAUCAGACGUCUAGAUUAGAACACUGAUAACUACUGUUGCCGUGAUAUAAUUGAUUAGAAAAAAAAUCCCUUCCUUUUCCCGUUUGGCAGUGCGUCGCCCAUAUCGCCCUAAUGAACACACCGCCCCUGCCCACGACUACAGACACUGGGGACACGCCCGACACAGCUCUUAGAGGCUACACCAAAUGCUAACACGCAGACGGGCCGGUGCGUAGCAAGGAACAGCCGGUGUAUAAUCUGCAACAUGUUCGUAGUUGUCACGGGGAAAGGUCCGAUGGAUACCUUCAUUUGUGAAAUAUUUAUUGAACUUGAUGCAGCUAAAGAAAGGAUUGUUACUCUUCAUGAAGAAAUUUAACAUUUGACCAAGCGCCUUGAACAGAAUAAGGAUUCUGGAUCAUGAGACUAUCGGCAUCUUUAAAUGCUUCCUAUCAAAACAUCAACGAGGAUCAUAAUGGGACCUUCCUGGACUAUGAUCAAUUUCAGCCACUGCACCCCUCUACUAGCUUGAACCAGAAAAUGGCUGCUCACUGUUCGACUCCAGGUGACCGUAAAUGGAUGCGUGUCAGAACCAGAAAGAAGGAGAAGAAUCGUUCUCGGCGCGCCUGCCUUGUUCCUCCGCGUCCGGACUUAAGACUUUCAAAUCGCUUUGAGCCCCUUUACCAGCUGUCUUCUGCCAGGGACUUGGGUGUUCCCUCCAUGGCUGUGGAUGUCCCUCCAGCUACCUCUCUCUGUCCUAGUCAAUCAACUGCCUGGGCACAGCCUGGACCACAGCGGCCCCCCUCCGCUGGGCCAUGCUCCCUGGAUCAUAGCUCUGUCCCUUUGGCUGUUGUGGCCUGCACGCAGCCGGUGUCUCAGCAGCCCUCUUCUCAGGUGAGUUCUGUGGCUCUGGCCUAGCAAUCAGCUUCGAGACACGGUAGAGGCCGGAUCAUUCCAGCUAUUGUGAUAGGGAGUUCGAUGGUGAGGCAUAUAUCUGUACCUAGGGCAAAGAUUUUUUGUUUUCCUGGGGCAAAACUUCAGGAUAUCACCAGGUUGCUUCCCGAGGCUGUGCAUCAGUCACUGGGGGCUGAUACUGUCAUGGUUCAUGUGGGGUCGAAUGACAUUAUGAAGGGCAGCUCAGAACAGCUGAAGAUGGAUUUUAAAGAACUGAUUGGGUUACUACUUUACACCAACAAUCACCCCAUAAUAUCUGUCCCUCUGCCCUCCAUAAAUCGUGGCAUUGAACGGUUCAGCAGACUUUUAGCCCUCCAUAACUGGCUACGAGACUAUUGCAGCUCUGUGGGUGUAACAUUUAUUGACAAUUUUGAUACCUUCUGGAAACAAAGCUUGUAUUAUAAGGAGGAUGGGAUCCACCCAAAUAAUUUGGGUUCCUGGAUCCUUUCACAGCUUUAUAAGGCUGCGUUGAGACAGUGACUUGUCAAUGACCAAAGCCCAGCUCAUUUAGUCCCUACCAUUGUGUCGCUGAGUUGUCAUAAUGCUUCAGCAAAUGUACAUUAUCCCAGGGGCGUUGGAAGACACAAUGUAAGUAACCUAAUUUAUGUCCCUCUUACUGCCCUGAAUGUCACUGCUGAUCCUACAGCUAUUGUAUGUAGUGAUCAUAUGCCUAUGAACCAGAGUUAUACUGUUAGCACUCAGGUGGUGUGCCCUAGCAGGAAGUCCACUGUGUGCAGCUCACCCUGCACUAACAUAACUAAGCAGAGCAUGUCUACCUCUGCUAAGCUUCCCAGUAAAGCAAGAAAAACAAUCAAGCAUCCCAGAAAAGUGCUACAAAUAGCCCACGUUAACAUAUGUAGCUAAGAAACAAGGUCCAUGAAAUCAAUAAUUUGCUAGGAACAGAUGACAUUCAUAUUCUGACAAUCUCUGAAACUCACUUAGAUAAUACCUUUGAUGAUACAGUGGUAGCAAUACAUGGUUAUAAGAUCUACAGAAAAGACAGAAAUGCCAAAGGUGGAGGUAUGGCUGUUUAUAUUCAGAACCACAUUCCUGUAAAGCUUAAAUACUGUUGAAGUAAUAUGGCUACAGGUUCAUCUGCCUCACCUAAAGCGCAUUCUGGUGGGACGCUGCUAUAGACCACCAAGUGCUAACAGUCAGUAUCUGGAUAACGUGUGAAAUGCUUGAUAAUGUACACUACCAGUCAAACGUUUGGACACACCUACUCAUUCAAGGGUUUUUCUUUAUUUUUACGGUUUUUUACAUUGUAGAAUAAUAGUGAAGACAUCAAAACUAUGAAAUAACACAUAUGGAAUCAUGUAGCAACCAAAAAAGUGUUAAACAAAUCAAAAUAUAUUUUAUAUUUGAGAUUCUUCAAAUAGCCACCCUUUGCCUUGAUGACAGCUUUGCACACUCUUGGCAUUCUCUCAACCAGCUUCACCUGGAAUGCUUUUCCAACAGUCUUGAAAGAGUUCCCACAUAUGCUGAGCACUUGUUGGCUUCUUUUCCUUCACUCUGUCAUCCGACUUAUCCCAAACCAUCUCAAUUGUGUUGAGGUCGGGGGAUUGUGGAGGCCAGGUCAUCUGAUGCAGCACUCCAUCACUCUCCUUCUUGGUAAAAUAGCCCUUACACAGCCUGGAGGUGUGUUGGGUCAUUGUCCUGUUGAAAAACAAAUGAUAGUCUCACUAUGCCCAAGCCAGAUGGGAUGGCAUAUCACAGACAGUGUCACCAGCAAAGCACCCCCACACCAUAACACCUCCUCCUCCAUGCUUUACGGUGGGAACAACACAUGCGGAGAUCAUCCGUUUCACCCACACCGUGUCUCACAAAGACACGGUAGUUGGAACCAAAUAUCUAAAAUUUGAACAAGUUUCCACCAGUCUAAUGUCCAUUGCUCGUGUUUCUUGGCCCAAGCAGGUCUCUGCUUCUUAUUGGUGUCCUUUAGUAGGGGUUUCUUUGCAGCAAAAUCGGCCAUGACGGCCUGAUUCACACAGUCCCCUCUGACUGUGUGAGGCUGGGACUAAUAUAGUGUAUAAGAGCUCAUACAAUACAUUUUGUAGCGAUUCCUAUGUUGUUGAUGUAAAUAAUAUUUGUUGGUCUGUGGUGUGUAAUGAGGAGCAGCUAGACGCUGCACUUGACACAUUUAUGAAAUUGCUUAUCCCAGUUACUAAUAAGCAUGCACCCAUUAAGAAAAUGACUGUAAAAACUGUUAAAUCCCUGUGGAUUGAUGAGGAAUUGACAAACUGUAUGGUUGAGAUGGAUGAGGCAAAAUAAAUGGCAAAUAGGUCUGGCUGUACAACCAAUUGGCAAACGUACUGCAAAUUGAGAAAUCAUGUGACUAAACUGAAUAAAAAGAAGAAGAAACUACACAAUGAAAGAAAGAUAAAUGACAUAAAGAAUGACAGUAAAAAGCUUUGGAUCACCUUAAAUGAAAUUUUGGGCAAAAAGGCAAACUCCGCUCCAUCAUUCAUUGAAUCAGAUGGCUCAUUCUGUCACACUCUGAUCUGUUUCACCUGUCUUUGUGAUUGUUUCCACCCCCCGCCAGGUGUCGCCCAUCUUCCCCAUUAUCCCCAGUGUAUUUAUACCUGUGUUCUCUGUUUGUCUGUUGCCAGUUCGUUUUGUUUCGAAAUGCCUACCAGCGUUUUUCCCCUUGCUCCUGUCUUUCUCAAGUUCCUGUUUUCUAGUUUUCCCGGUUUUGACCAUUCUGCCUGCCCUGACCCUGAGCCUGCCUGCUGUUCUGUACCUUGUCACACCACCCUGGAUUAUUGACCUCUGCCUGCCCUGACCCUGAGACUGCCUGCCGUUCUGUACCUUUUGGACUCUGAUCUGGAUUACUGACCUCUGCCUGCCCUUGACCUGUCGUUUGCCUGCCCCCUGUUUUUGUAAGAAACUUUUGUUACUUCGACACUGUCUGCAUCUGGGUCUUCUCCUGAAACGUGAUAGUAUGAACUGGCCAUGACUGACCCAGCAGACCCGGACCAGCUCUGCAACGCCAUCUCCUCUCAAGGAGCCACCAUUGGAAGGCACGAGGAGUUGCUUCGUGGUCUCAUGGAAGUGUUCCAGACCUUGGCCGAAUGUCAUGACCGAGCAUUUAACACAUUGCUGGAGCAAUUCCGCAGGUUAUCUGUUAGAUAGCCUACCAUGAAGGUAACCUCCCAGCCCCUCAGUAACCCGGCUGUUAGCAGCACCGUCUCCCCGGCCACCCCGGUUUCCCAAGAACCCUGCUUACCGUGCAGCUCAGUUGGUAGAGCAUGACGCUUGCAAUGCCAGGGUUGUGGGUUCGUUUCCCACGGGGGGCCAGUAUGAAAAUGUAUGCACUCACUAACUGUAAGUCGCUCUGGAUAAGAGCAUCUGCUAAAUGACUAAAAUGUAAAAAUACCUCCCCCGGAACGCUUUGUUGGAGAGUCGGGAACCUGUCGGGCAUUUCUUGCUCAGUGUUCGUUCAUCAUCGAGCUGCAGCCCUCCUCCUUCCCCUAGGAUCGCUCGAAGAUAGCGUACCUCAUCACACUGAUGUCCGGGAGGGCUCUCGCCUGGGCUACGGCAAUUUGGGAACAACAGUCAGCGGUAUGCUUCAGUCUGGAGGAGUUCAUGCAGGAGGUAAAGAAGGUUUUCGAUGCUCCAUUGUCCGGGAGAGAGGCUGCCCGGAAGUUACUCCAGCUUCGGCAAGAAUCCCGCAGUGUGGCAGACUAUGCAGUGGAUUUCCGCACAUUGGUAGCUGAGUGUGCCUGGAACGCGGAAGCGCUGUUCGACACGUUCCUGCACAGAGUAUCGGAGGAAGUAAAGGACGAGCUUGCAGUCCGGGAACUACCAACGGAUAUCGACUCGCUCAUUGCCUUGACCAUUCGGAUCGAUGGGUGACUACGGGAACGAAGGAAGGAGAGGAAGUCCGAUUCCACUCGCCCGCCCAAGGAUUCCACCUCGCCACCGAGGCAUCCCGGAAGUCCCCGAUGGCUCCGUUGCCGAGAGAACCCGAGGCUACCCGAGUUCCCCCGAGAGUCUCCAAAGUCUGCCGAUUCACCUCUUCCCGAGCUGAUGCAACUAGGCAGAGCUAGGCUGUCUCCAGCCGAACUGCAAUACAGGCUUCACACAAAGAGUUGCCUGUAUUGUGGGACUACUGGUCAUUUUGUGUCCACCUAAAAGACCAGGCUCACCGGUAGGAGCGAGUACUCUGGUGGGCCAUACAAUACCACCCCCAUCAACCUACGAGUAUCAGGGAACCACAGCGAGAUUAUUCAAUUUCCGUUAAUUAAGUCUCCUCAGGUUCCUUUGGUAUUGGGUUUCUCUUGGCUCCAGCGACACAACCCCUUUAUUGACUGGUCUACUGGUACCAUCAUGGGCUGGAGCCCGUUCUGCCACGCUCAUUGCCUGAAGUCAGCGCAGCCUGCCUGCGGAGUGCUGGGUUCAUCCGUCCUUCUGCCACCCCUGCCGGCGCAGGGUUCUUCUUUGUGGAGAAGAAGGACAAAACCCUGCGCCCGUGCAUCGACGACAUCACAGUGAAGAACCGCUACCCGCUACCACUCAUCUCCUCGGCCUUCGAGCCGCUCCAGGGGGCCAAUGUGUUCUCCAAGCUGGACCUACGGAACGCCUACCACCUGGUGCGGAUUCGGGAGGGGGACUAGUGGAAGACUGCCUUCAACACGGCCAGUGGUCACGUCAAGUAUCUGGUCAUGCCAUUUGGCCUUACCAGUGCUCCAGCUGUGUUCCAGGCCCUGGUUAAUGAUGUUCUCCCCGACAUGUUGAACCGGUUCGUCUUCGUCUACCUCGACGACAUCCUCGUGUUCUCCCACUCCACCCAAGAACACGUGAUCCAUGUCCGACAGGUCCUCCAACGCCUCCUGAGAAAACCAGCUUUUUGUGAAAGCGUAGAAAUGCGAAUUCCAUCGCUCCACCAUCCCCUUCCUGGGCUACAUCAUCACUGCAGGGAGUGUACAGAUGGAUCCCGGGAAGGUGAGAGCGGUGGUGGAUUGGCCCCAGCCUACGUCCAGAGUGCAGCUGCAUCGUUUCCUGGGAUUCGCCAACUUUCAUCACCGCUUUAUCCGGGGUUACAGCACACUGGCUUCCCCCUUGUCUGCACUCACCUCUCCCAAGGUUCCGUUCACAUGGUCCCCAGCUGCUUACUGGGCGUUCCGGGACCUCAAACACUUUCAGUUUCACUACUGCUCCAAUCUUGGUUCAUCCUGACCCGUCCCGCCAGUUCAUGGUGGAGGCCGAUGCUUUGGAUAUCAGAGUGGGGGCAGACCUGUACCAGCGUUUGGCCCUGGACCUCAAGUUACAUCCCUGCGCCUUCUUCUCCCAUCGCCUCAACACCACGUAGAGGAAUUACGAUGUGGGGAAUCGUGAGCUUCUCACGGUGAAGAUGGCGUUGGAGGAGUGGAGGAACUGGCUGGAGGGGGCAGAACAUCCGUUUAUUGUGUGGACAGACCACAAGAACUUGGAAUAUCUCCGCACCGCCAAGCGUCUCAAUUCCAGUCAAGCUAGGUGGGCCCUGCUUUUCACCCGGUUCAACUUCUCCCUCUCAUACCGAGAAUGUCAAGCCAGAUGCACUGUCAUGCCGCUAUAGCCCCGCAGCUACACCCCCGGAAUCCGAGACCAUCCUUCCCACCUCGUGCUUGGCGAUGGCACUCAGGGAAUAGGGAAGCAGGUCCGGGAGGCGCAGCAUUCCCAGCCGAACCCCGGGGAGGCCCAGAUAGCCGGAUGUUUGUUCCUGAUGCUGUCCGCUCCUCGGUCCUGGAGUGGGCCCACUCCUCCUGGCUUGCCUGCCACCCGGGCUCCCGCCGUCCCUGGCCUUUGUGCGACAACGCUUUUGGUGGCCUACCAUGAUUCCUGACGUCUCCGCGUUCGUCGCCGCCUGCACGAUCUGUGCGCAGAACAAGGUUCCCCGGCAAGCUCCGGCUGGUCACCUCCAACCUCUGCCUGUUCCUCACUGUCCCUGGUCUCACAUAUCCCUGGACCUUGUCAUGGGUCUUACCCUGUCUGAUGGCAACACCGCCAUCCUGACAGUUGUGGACCAGUUUUCCAAAGCCGCCCACUUCAUUCCUCUCCCCAAGCUACCCUCUGUCAAAGAGACGGCCCAGCUCAUGGUGCAGCAUGUCUUCCGGAUCCAUGGACUCCCAGUGGACAUGGUCUCCGACCGGGGUCCUCAGUUCUCGUCCCGGUUCUGGAAGGCGUUCUGCACACUCAUUGGGUCGUCGGUCAGCCUGUACUCUGGUUUCCACCCUCAGUCCAAUGACUAGUCGGAGCGAGCCAACCAAGACCUGGAGACGACUCUGCGCUGCCUGGUCUCCGCCAACCCCACCACCUGGAGCCAGCAACUAGUGUGGGUCGAAUAGGCCCGCAACACCCUUCCCUGCUCUGCCAUGGGUCUUUCCCCCAAGAUCUGUGUGGGCAGCCCGCAAACUGUCCCCCCGGUUUAUCGUCCCUUUCCCCAUCUCCAAGAUCAUUAGCCCCUCUGCUUUUCCUCUUCUGUUGCCCCGUUCCCUCUGUAUACAUCCCACUUUUCAUAUGUCUAGGAUCAAACCCAUGUCUCACAGCCCUUUGGCCCUCAGGCCUGGAGGGAAGCAAAAGUUAUUCCCCUACCUAAGGAUAGUAAAUCCCCCUUUACUGGCUCAAAUAGCCAACCAAUCAGCCUGUUACCAACCCUUAGUAAACUUUUGGAAAAAAUUGUGUUUUACCAGAUACAAUGCUAUUUUGCUGUAAACAAAUUGACAACAGCCUUUCAGCACGCUUAUAGGGAAGGACAUUCAACAUGCAAGGCACUUACACAAACUUCUAAUGAUUGGCUGAGAGAAAUUGAUGAUAAAAAGAUUGUGGGAGCUGUUUUGCUAGACUUCAGUGCGGCUCUUGACAUUAUUGAUCAUAGUCUGCUGCUGGAAAAAUGUAUGUGUUAUGGCUUUACACCCCCUGCUAUAUUGUGGAUAAAGAGUUAACUGUCUAAAAGAACAAACAGGGUGUUCUUUAAUGGAAGCCUCUCCAACAUAAUCAGGAAUUCCCCAGGGCAGCUGUCUAGGCCCCUUACUUUUUUCAAUCUUUACUAAUGACAUGCCACUGGCUUUGAGUAAAGCCAGUGUGUGUGUAUGUAUGCGGAUGACUCAACACUAUACACGUCAGCUACCACAGCGACUGAAAUGACUGCAACACUUAACAAAGAGCUGCAGUUAGUUUCAGAAUGGGUGGCAAGGAAUAAGUUAGUCCUAAAUAUUAAAAAAAAACUAAAAGCAUUGUAUUUGGGACAAAUCAUUCACUAAACCCUAAAUCUCAACUAAAUCUUGUAAUGAAUAAUGUGGUAAUUGAGCAAGUUGAGGAGACUAAACUGCUUGGAGUAACCCUGGAUUGUAAACUGUCAUGGUCAAAACAUAUUGAUACAACAGUAGCGAGGAUGGGGUGAAGUCUGUCCAUAAUAAAGCGCUGCUCCGCAUUCUUAACAGCACUAUCAACAAGGCAGGUCCUACAGGCCCUAGUUUUGUCGCACCUGGACUACUGUUCAGUCGUGUGGACAGGUGCCACAAAGAGGGACUUAGGAAAAUUGCAAUUGGCUCAGAACAGGGCAGCAUGGUUGGCCUUUGGAUGUACACAGAGCGCUAACAUUAAUAAUAUGUAUGUCAAUCUCUCCUGGCUCAAAGUGGAGGAGAGAUUGACUUCAUCACUACUUGUAUUUGUGAGAAGUAUUAACAUGUUGAAUGCACCGAGCUGUCUGUUUGAACUACUGGCACACAGCUUGGACACACAUGCAUACCCCACAAGACGUGCCACCAGAGGUCUCUUCACAGUCCCCAAGUCCAGAACAGACUAUGGGAGGCGCACAGUACUACAUAGAGCCAUGACUACAUGGAACUCUAUUCCACAUCAAGUAACUGAUGCAAGCAGUAAAAUGUGAUUUAAAAAACAGAUAAAAAUACACCUUAUGGAACAGUGGGGACUGUGAAGCAACACAAACAUAGGCAGAGACACGUGCAUACAAACACACGAUAACAUACACACUAUACACACACGUACACAUGGAUUUUGAAUGUUUGUGGUAGUAGAGUAGGGGCCUGAGGGCACACACUUAAUAUGUUGUGAAAUCUGUUGUGAAUGUAUUGUAAUGAUUAAAAUGUUUUAUAACUGCCUUAAUUUUGCAAGGCAGCAGCUAAUGGGGAUCCAUAAUAAAUACAAUACAAUGGGCUUUGGUCAUGAAAUACUGUAGUUAGUACAUUCCCCAAGCUGAGAGAAAAGUAAUUCUGUAGUCUAUUUGGUUUUCUUUUACAGAUGUCUCCGGUGGUGAUCGUACUAGUGUCUGAUGGGAAAAGGUGUUUGCUGGGGAGGCAGUCCUCCUUCCCACAGGGGAUGUACAGUGCAUUGGCAGGCUUCUGUGACAUGGGUGAGUCUCACAUGCCGCACAUUUCAAACCAAUGAGGCAUGUGUAUUGACUAUUUAUAACAUGUCCAUUACAUAGGCUAUAUCCAGUUAUUACAAAUAUGCUUCCCAGGUGUAAACAGCAUGAGAGAUGUAACUUACUUAUCCAUAACUGUACACGUUAAGACUAUUCUAUUACUGUUCCUGAAUGUGUUUCCCUCAACAGGUGAGCCCAUGGAUGAGACACUCCGCAAGGAGAUAGCUGAGGAGGUGGGGUUGGAGUCUAUCCACCUCUUUAAGGAAUACCUGGGAUAGGAUAAAGUAAUCCUUCUACCCCCCCCCCCCCCCCCCCCCCCCAAAAAAAAAUUGUAAAGUGGUUAUCCCACUGGCUAUAGGGUGAAUGCACCAAUUUGUGAGUCGCUCUGGAUAAGAGCGUCUGCUAAAUGACGUAAAUGUGCCCUUGAGCAAGGCACUUAACCCUAAUUGCUCCUGUAAGUCGCUCUGGAUAAGAGCGUCUGCUAAAUGACUAAAAUGUAAAUGUAAAUGUACUCAGGCUCUCCGCACUGGCCCUUCACACAGAGCGCCUUCAUGAUGGCCUGUCACGCCACCAUCAACCCAGAAAAGACACAGGUCAGUCAGUGGCUGCCUCUCUAUCCUAACCCUCUUUGUGUUUUAAUACAUUCAUGUUGCUUGAGUGUGAGCAAGACAUCUAGACAAAGCCUUAUCCACAGGGCAGGACUAAUUUAAAUCUGGGGUCGUGGGCAAUAAAAAAAUGUUGGCCUGUUUCUGGGCGGUCGAGAUAACAUUUUGCAGUUCUACAGAUAAUUUCCUGCAAUUCUACACAUUUCGCCAUGGUUGUACAUUUUGUGUCCAAGAACUGCCAGAUCCCUACAUUUGUUUUGUCAAAUUGUUUUUUGUUCAUUUCAUUUUUAAAGCUAAUUUGAGAUUCUACUUUUAAUGAAAAUCGCUAUAUAAAUCUUGUAUUAUUUAUUAUUAUGAAAUUAAAAUGUUCCUAUGUCAAUACACAGUGUAUAUUGAAACAGGAUAUUAUAAGUUGAAAACGGAAUUAACUGUAUGUAGCUGAUCUGAACUGCUUUGCCUAACAGGUCAGUGUGGAUAAGGUGGAGGACGCACAAUGGUUCAGCCUUCAUGAAGUCCAAGAGGCUCUGAAGAUCAAGGAACCACCUCGGAACAACAAAAGAAAAAGGUCAGACUCUGCUCGAUGUUUUGAAGGUGGGUAAUGGUUUCAGUUACUUUGCAUCACGUUGGUUGACUAACUAACUGUCUUACCUUGAUCAUGGCCACCAGGCUGUCCUCGAUGUCCAGGCCCAUCUCUUUCUGCAUCUCUUCUGUCUCUUUAUGCUCUUUAUCGGCCUGGAAAAACAUUGACACCAAAACAUUACUAGCUUAAAUGGUGAUUUAUGCAUUUGGUGAACAUAAAGAUGUUCACAUGUAUCAGCUAGCUACUGUAUGUCAAUGAUAAGAGCAUGAGAUAAAACUAACUAAGAAUGCAUUGAGAUACAUGUAGAGUAGUAGAUUAGUUCACACACCUUGCGUUUGCAGCUGCUUUUCUUCUUAGCGGUCUCGUUGGUGAAAGCCUUGAGAGCCUGCAGCAGCUUGGAGUCGAUGGCACUCUUGUGGAUGGCUCUGAUCCGUGGCUCGUCCUCCAGGGUGGCACACAGCACCUUCUCCAUGAUCCUGUCCAUGUCGUGCUUCUCCUCCUCAUAUUUCUUGUAG
Molecule: messenger RNA, 39822 nt
Organism: Coregonus sp. 'balchen'
Lineage: Eukaryota; Metazoa; Chordata; Actinopteri; Salmoniformes; Salmonidae
Source: the annotation of a GenBank genome assembly